Messenger RNA from Aspergillus saccharolyticus JOP 1030-1, 1780 nucleotides. Its product is annotated as carboxylesterase/lipase family protein. The transcript has a single exon. Bases 47 to 1723 code for a protein of 558 amino acids. The record is from RefSeq and is a predicted model, not a curated record. NCBI's taxonomy places the organism in Eukaryota, Fungi, Ascomycota, Eurotiomycetes, Eurotiales, Aspergillaceae.
AUUCACUCAGCGCAUAGCUCAAAGUGAGCUAGCAACUUCCUCCAUCAUGCAUGUUUUCUCCACUUUGGCUGGCCUGACAGCCGUUGCGCCACUCGCAGCGUUCGCCAGUCCUCUGGCACGAUCCUCCACCUCGCAGCUUCCAGUGAUCAACACCACUUUGGGUCAACUGCAGGGAGAGUACUCCCCUUUCCGUGGCGGUGAUGCGGCUGUGGUUUACAAAGGCAUUCCUUUUGCUGCUCCUCCCACUGGGGACAACCGCUGGAAGGCUCCUCAAUCGCCCCAAUCGUGGGAUGGUGUUCUCAAUGCGACUGAGUUUGGCCCUCAAUGUGCCCAGACUUACAGUACUGCGGGUAUCUUCAGCAGUGGCAAGACGACUAUGAGUGAGGACUGUCUGUACCUGAACAUCUGGACUCCCAACUACAACGAUACCUCGGACAUCACCUCCAAGAAUCUCCCCGUCUACUUCUGGAUCUACGGUGGUCGGUUCGAGGGAGGAUCGGGAGACGUGCUGACCUACGAUGGCACCGGUCUUGCCAUCAAGGAUAUUAUUGUCGUGACCAUCAACUACCGUCUGGGUCCCUUUGGAUAUUUGGCUCACCCCGAACUGUCGGCUGAGUCCGGCCACAACAGCUCCGGUAACUACGGUAUCCUUGAUCAGCAGGCUGCGCUGCGCUGGGUUCAUGAGAACAUCGCCAACUUCGGCGGCAAUGCCAGCCAGAUCACCGUGGGCGGGCAAUCUGCCGGCUCUGCCAGCGCCCUCGACUCCAUGUGGAGCCCCUUGAACAAGGGCCUGGUAGCGGGUGUCAUCGCCGAAAGUGGUGCGCGUGGUCCCCACGACCCGAUGACCGGCAGUGCUGCCACCAGCUACCGUACCAAGGCUGCUGCUGAAGCCCAGGGUGUCGAGUUCCUGAAGGAACUGAACAUUUCCAGCCUUGCUGAGGCGCGCAAGCUCUCCACCGAGACCUUGAUUGGAUACGACUCCCUGAGCGACACCACCUUCGACAACACCCAGUUCCAGAACCUGUCCAGCUUCUUCAUGGAUCCUCCCUUGUGGCGGCCCAACAUCGACGGCUACGUCCUCCCGUACGGCUACGGCGAGUCUCUGGCCCUUGAUGCGCACCUUGACGUGCCCAUUCUCACCGGUAACAACAAGGAUGAGUCGGGCGCCAGCACGGACCCCGGUUUGACGGUCGCCACUUACAAGGAACUCUACACCGAGAUGUUCGAGAACAAUUCCAGCCAGUUCUUCAAGCUCUACCCGGGCCAGACCGUCUCGCAGGCCAACAACAACUCCAACGAGUUCUACCGCGACCUGAGCCGCGUCGGUACGUGGCAGUGGUCCGUCGACUGGGCCGCCGGCGGCGCCAAGAGCCCUGUCUACACCUACUACUUCACCCGCUCUCCGGCUGAGAACAGGGAGUCGGGCGCGUACCACGGCUCGGAGCUUUGGUACACCUUCAACAACAUUCCGUACUCGGACUACUCCAACGUGACCUGGUACCCCUAUGAUUACAUUGUGGAGGAGCGCAUGUCCAACUACUGGGCCAACUUCAUCCGGACCGGCAACCCCAACGGCGAUGGACUGCCUGAGUUCCCGCAGAGCACUAAGGAGAAGAAGCAGACUAUGUGGCUCGGAAACUCUUGGGGAUCGGGGCCGCUCUCUGAGGAUGAUUCGCGCAUUGAAUUUGUGGAAAGCUGGUUGGCGACAAUGCCUGAGUGGUAGUCUAUUCGCUACCAGUAGCUCGUUGCCUACGACUGUAUAACUAGAGGAUGAUGAUGG